AUGGACACAACUCUAAUUGUAAAAACGAAAAAUGAAAGUCAUAGUAACCACCACCAUCAUCCAUCAUCAUCCUUUGAUCAUAAAACUCCAAGCAGCCAAGAGCAGCACCAGAAUGGUCUAAUUUCAAUAAAUGCCGUGAUCAUCAUUGUCAUCUCCAUCAUCUCCAUCUUCAUAAUCUUUGCUAUUCUUCUGAUAAUCCUUUUACUUCAUCGACUUAAAUCCGCAAGAGACAAAGCAAAGCACGUAGAUUGCAAAGAAAGCUGCAGCAUCAUCAACAAUGGUGGUCCUUCCACCAGCUACAGUUACACUUCUAGCCCUGAUGACAUCAAGAGAGAUUGUCUAUACUCAAGAAAACCAACAUCGUUUAGACAAUUGCCCCAACAAACAAAGAGUUGCAGAAGAAGCCGAGCUGAAGGAGUAGAAGUCUACACAUACAAGGAAUUAGAGAUUGCAACAAAUAAUUUUAGUGAAGACAGGAAGAUAGGAGGCGGUGAAUAUGGAGAUGUGUACAAAGGAGUAUUGAAUGAUGGAACUGUUGCGGCCAUUAAAAAGCUUCAUAUGCUUAAUCAUAAUGGUAGUAACCAAAAGCAUGAAGAUCGCUCUUUUAGGCUUGAGGUUGAUCUUCUUAGUCGAUUACAAUGCCCAUAUGUGGUCGAGUUAGUUGGAUAUUGUGCAGAUCAAAACCAUAGGAUCCUGAUAUUUGAAUAUAUGCCCAACGGUACACUCGAACAACAUCUUCACGGUCAUAAUUGUAAGAAUGUGAAGGAUGAAUCUCAACCAUUGGAUUGGGGAACCCGGCUUAGGAUCGCCCUCGAUUGCGCUCGAGCACUAGAGUUUCUCCACGAGAAUGCAGUCACCGCUGUGAUCCACCGUGACUUCAAGUGUACCAACAUUUUAUUGGAUCAAGAUAAUCGAGCUAAAGUUUCAGAUUUUGGAUUGGCAAAGACUGGUUCUGAUAAACUAAACGGUCAGGUUUCAACAAGGGUGCUUGGGACCACUGGAUAUCUUGCCCCAGAGUACGCUUCUACCGGAAAGCUUACCACAAAAUCAGAUGUUUACAGUUAUGGAAUAGUUUUAUUGCAACUAUUAACGGGUCAUAAACCAAUCGACUCAAGGCGUCCCUCGGGACAAGAUGUCCUAGUUUCUUGGGCUCUUCCAAGGCUAACCAACAGAGAGAAAGUUAGUGAAAUGGUGGAUCCAACCAUUGAGGGCCAAUAUUCACUGAAGGAUCUUAUUCAGGUAGCAGCCAUAGCGGCAAUGUGUGUGCAACCAGAACCAGAUUACAGACCACUGAUGACUGAUGUUGUUCACUCGCUUAUUCCUCUUGUUAAAGCCUACAACCAAAGUUCUGUUUCUUCUCGGAUUCACAGCCGUAGAGAAAGCUUGUCUUAUGAUGAUGUUGUGCAAUGA
Microthlaspi erraticum is the source of this 1410-nucleotide messenger RNA. The record is from the annotation of a GenBank genome assembly. Lineage: Eukaryota; Viridiplantae; Streptophyta; Magnoliopsida; Brassicales; Brassicaceae.